Molecule: messenger RNA, 1632 nt
Organism: Closterium sp. NIES-65
Lineage: Eukaryota; Viridiplantae; Streptophyta; Zygnematophyceae; Desmidiales; Closteriaceae
Source: the annotation of a GenBank genome assembly
AUGUGGAUUGAUGUGAACGUGGACGUGGACAUGGACGUGGAUGUGGACAUGGACGUGGACGUGGACGUGGAGGACUUGGACGUGGACAUGGACGUGGACAUGGACGUGGACUUGGACGUGGACAUGGACUUGGACAUGGACGUGGACAUGGACGUGGACAUGGACUUGGACAUGGACAUGGACAUGGACGUGGACGUGGACGUGGACGUGGACGUGGACGUGGACGUGGACAUGGACGUGGACAUGGACGUGGACGUGGACAUGGACGUGGACAUGGACGUGGACAUGGACGUGGACGUGGACGUGGACGUGGACGUGGACGUGGACGUGGACAUGGACGUGGACAUGGACGUGGACGUGGACGUGGACGUUGACGUGGACAUGGAAGUGGACGUGGACGUGGACGUGGACGUGGACAUGGACAUGGACGUGGACGUGGACGUGGACGUGGACAUGGACAUGGACGUGGACGUGGACAUGGACGUGGACGUGGACAUGGACGUGGACAUGGACGUGGACAUGAACGUGGACAUGGACGUGGACGUGGACGUGGACGUGGACGUGGACAUGGACGUGGACAUGGACGUGGACGUGGACGUGGACGUGGACGUCGACAUGAACAUGGACGUGGACGUGGACAUGGACGUGGACGUGGACAUGGACGUGGAGGACUUGGACGUGGACUUGGACGUGGACGUGGACGUGGACAUGGACGUGGACGUGGACGUGGACGUGGACAUUGUCGUGGACGUGGACGUGGACGUGGACGUGGACGUGGACAUUGUCGUGGUCGUGGACGUGGACGUGGACGUGGACGUGAACGUGGUCGUGGACGUGGACGUGGACGUUGAGGUGGACAUGGACAUGGUCAUGGACGUGGACGAGGACGUGGACGUGGACGUUGACGUGGACAUGGAAGUGGACGUGGACGUGAACGUGGUCGUGGACAUGGACGUGGACGUGGACGUGGACAUGGAUGUAGACGUGGACGUUGACGUGGUCGUUGACUUGGACGUGGAGGUGGACGUGGACGUGGACGUGGUCGUGGACAUGGACGUGGACGUGGACGUGGACGUGGACAUGGACGUGGACAUGGACAUGGACGUGGACCUGGACGUGGUCGUGGACGUGGUCGUGGACGUGGACGUGGUCGUGGACGUGGACGUGGUCGUGGACGUGGACGUGGACAUGGACGUGGACGUGGACGUGGUCGUGGACGUGGUCAUGGACGUGGAGGACUUGGACUGGUCAUGGACGUGGUCGUGGACGUGGAGGACUUGGACGUGGAGGACUUGGACGUGGACGUGGACAUGGACGUGGACGUGGUCGUGGACGUGGAUGUGGUCGUGGACGUGGUCGUGGACGUGGACGUGGUCGUGGACGUGGUCGUGGACGUGGACGUGGACGUGGUCGUGGACGUGGAGGACUUGGACGUGGAGGACUUGGACAUGGACUGACGUGGACGCGGACGUGGACGGGGACGUGGACGCGGACGUGGACGCGGACGUGGACGCGGACGUGGACGUGGACGUGGACGUGGACGUGGACGUGGACGUGAACGUGGACGAGGACGUGGACGUGGACGUGGACGUGAACAUUGAUACGUGGACGCGGACGUGGACGUGGACGUGA